AUGAAAAGGAAUGCAGUGAUGGAAUAUUUAACUAGUGUUGGUGCAUUGAAAACAGUGAAAAUGUUGGUUCUAUCGAAUAUGUUUCGUGGUCAAAAUCAAAUUGGACCGAGAGCAGUCGAAGCAUUGGCGGUGGACAAAAUUAAAAAGGGCGAAUUGACAACGCAGAGCUCUUUGAGAAUUAAAAACAGGACGAAAACGUACGACGACGUCAGUGCAAAAACUGAGGACGUGAAAUCUUCCAGACGAGAAAAGUGUCUCUCGAGCAGUGUAGAUGCAAUUAGAACACACGAUGACAUUAAAAAUAAAGUGAUAUGCAGUGCCAAAGGUUUAUUAGAAACAAAUUUAGAUGAUCUAUUCGACGACGUCGGUGAAUGGUCGGAGCCAAAGAGUUUGGGUGCUAGCGAGCCAACGUUGAACUACAACGGGGACAAUUUUAGGAAUAAGCAUGGAUCUCUCGUGUCAGAGGAUGACAGUGGGGAAGAUACGGCUUCUGAUAGUGACUGCGUGGACGAGGUGGCUCGCGAGCAGAGGAUAUGUCUUGGGGCGCGCCGCUUUGGUCAUAUGCUUCGAAGAGUUAUCUCUAGAAAUGUGUUCCCGAAUGUUCCGGCGGCGCCUGGGAUGCCAUGCGCUGGUGAAGACAGAAGCAUAUACAGGAGAGGCGCUCGACGGUGGCGAAAGCUAUAUCGAGUCAAUGGACACAUCUUCCAAGCGAAACGGUUUAACAGACGCGCGUUUUGUGCCUUUUGUCAAGACCGCAUCUGGGGCCUCGGAAGGCAAGGCUUCAAGUGCAUCCAGUGCAAGCUACUGGUGCACAAGAAGUGCCACAAGCUCGUACAAAAGCCCUGUUCUAACGAGCAUGUUGACCCUGUCGAAGUUAAGGACGAUGCCAACGGCGAGACCACGUUGGGACGGGCGUCUUCCGUCAGGUCGCGCGCGGAACCAGAGCAUCCACUGCCGGAGACACCACCGGCGCCGGUGGCCAAUCUUGUGCCGCGUGAGGACCUGGAGCCGGGCUCGCAGCGACAGUACUCGCUCGAGGACUUCGAGCUCAUCAGGGUCAUCGGCAGGGGUUCCUACGCUAAGGUGCUAAUGGUGGAACUUAAACGCACGAAGCGCGUCUACGCCAUGAAGGUGAUCAAGAAGGCGUUGGUGACGGACGACGAGGACAUCGACUGGGUACAGACUGAGAAGCACGUGUUUGAGACCGCCUCCAACCAUCCCUUCCUCGUGGGUCUGCACUCCUGCUUCCAGACACCCAGCCGACUGUUCUUCGUCAUUGAGUUCGUUAGAGGCGGCGAUCUCAUGUUCCAUAUGCAACGUCAGCGACGGCUGCCUGAAGAGCACGCGCGGUUUUACGCGGCGGAGAUAUCGCUGGCGCUACAUUUCCUGCACGAACGUGGCGUCAUAUACAGAGACCUCAAGCUGGACAACGUCCUGCUCGACCACGAGGGGCACAUCAAGCUCACUGACUACGGCAUGUGCAAGGAGGGCGUCCGGCCUGGCGACACGACGUCGACGUUCUGCGGCACGCCCAACUACAUCGCGCCGGAGAUCCUGCGCGGGGAGGAGUACGGCUUCUCCGUGGACUGGUGGGCGCUCGGCGUGCUCACCUACGAGAUGCUCGCCGGACGGUCGCCCUUCGACAUCGCGCAGGCCGCGGACAACCCCGACCAGAACACUGAGGACUACCUCUUCCAAGUGAUCCUAGAGAAAACUAUACGUAUUCCACGGUCGUUGUCUGUGAAGGCGGCGUCUGUAUUGAAGGGCUUCCUGAACAAGAACCCGGUGGAAAGGCUCGGCUGCGGCGAGAACGGGUUCCUAGAUAUCGUUAACCACCCGUUCUUCAAGAGCAUCGAGUGGGAGAUGCUGGAGCAGAAGCAGGUGGUGCCGCCGUUCAAGCCGCGGCUGGAGGGCGAGCGCGACCUCGCCAACUUCCCGCCGGAGUUCACCGACGAGCCCGUGCACCUCACGCCGGAUAACGAUACGGUGAUCGCGGACAUCGACCAGUCUGAGUUCGAAGGGUUCGAGUACGUGAACCCGCUGCUGAUGUCCCUCGAGGACUGCGUGUGA
This is a messenger RNA of Diatraea saccharalis (sugarcane borer), 2070 nucleotides long. The record is from the annotation of a GenBank genome assembly. Lineage: Eukaryota; Metazoa; Arthropoda; Insecta; Lepidoptera; Crambidae.